UCUACUUUGAGAAUGGAAGGCACUAGAAAUUUUCGGAGAAAUUCCAAUACAGAUUCCAGUAGUCCACGAUGUUACAAUCGCAAGCCAUUGGUAAGAGAUAGUCCACCAAGUCCAACCAAUGAACAACGCCAGAGAUCCAAAAAAGCAGAGAAGUCAAAACAGCCUGAUUCAACUCAUAUUAUAAAUGAUCCAAACCUAUCUGAAGAUGACACACCACCACCUGACGAAAUGAAGCCUUCUGCCAUGAAUCCUUUACCUUCAGUGACAAAUAAGCCACAAUCGAAAGCACAGGAGGAUGUAUCAGGGUUGAACUCUUCAAUCUCUUAUUGUGUUCUACUUCUACUGGUAGUUUUUGGCAUUGCCUUAUUACCAGUUUAUUUUGGUGGUCAUAUAUCGGGCUUCUGGUCUUCUUACUACCAUGCUGGAAAGGAGAGGGUAUCAGCCCCAGUUAAUACUUUAAGCCAAGCAAUGGAAUUACUUGAUGAAAUGCAGAACUCUUUUCCUUUGCAAAAGACAGAAACAUGGAUAGGUUUCCUCUCUGCACUCAGUAGUGUUAUUGAAGAGGAACCAUCCCAGCCAGCUGUUGUUCUUCUCGUUGGCGUGAACACACCAGCUAUUACGCGUACCAUGCAGUGUGUUGCCUUAGCUCUGGCUACCAACACCAAUAAGCUACUUCACGCGACGAAGUUCACGGAUUUCAAAUUCCCUGGAGUAACGGUCAAAGUUGAUGAAAUUUUCAAUCUCCAGCAACAGGAAGACGCUAUAAAGAAAGAGCUCGAUGCGCAAAUCCAUUCUAUCCUCAACCAGUCUUUUUCAAUUGUGCUUGGACCUUUGGAGAUGAUCCCACCGCGAGCAGCCUUAUUGUUGCACGGCUACUGCGACAACUUCAUGGCUCCUUUCAAAAAACGUGUAAUCAUCUUGACUGCCACGUUUGACUCUGAUAAGCCGCUCAAUCCAAAACAGCUUGAACAGAAACUUCACAAUCUCUGGGAUCCCGCACUAGGCAUAGACAUAUCCGCUUCUAUUGUGUCACGAGUGGCCAAUAACGUGGUUUUCAUCGAACCAGAAUCCGGCUCCACACAGUGUAAGGACAUCGGGAGUGUUUAAUUAACGAAUGGACAAUUUUGUGACAAUAAAAGAAUGUUGAUAA
Daphnia carinata is the source of this 1150-nucleotide messenger RNA. RefSeq lists its product as uncharacterized. The transcript is spliced from 2 exons. The record is from RefSeq and is a predicted model, not a curated record. Gene Ontology annotation, cellular component: membrane. Gene Ontology annotation, molecular function: ATPase activator activity. The coding region runs from base 13 to 1107 and encodes 364 amino acids. Gene Ontology annotation, biological process: membrane organization. Lineage: Eukaryota; Metazoa; Arthropoda; Branchiopoda; Diplostraca; Daphniidae.